Manis pentadactyla (Chinese pangolin) is the source of this 1732-nucleotide messenger RNA. It is a transcript of the gene GHSR, whose product is annotated as growth hormone secretagogue receptor. Gene Ontology annotation, biological process: hormone-mediated signaling pathway; G protein-coupled receptor signaling pathway. Gene Ontology annotation, cellular component: plasma membrane. Lineage: Eukaryota; Metazoa; Chordata; Mammalia; Pholidota; Manidae. Gene Ontology annotation, molecular function: growth hormone secretagogue receptor activity. Bases 154 to 1254 code for a protein of 366 amino acids. The transcript has 2 exons. The record is from RefSeq and is a predicted model, not a curated record.
UUCCUCUCUUCCCUCCCAAAGCAUCCUCGCUGCGAGCCCGCGCCCGCUCCUCCCUCGCACUCUCGAGCGCCUAAGGGGACUUUCUCGGGAGCCAGCCGGGUCCAGCCUCUCAGCGCAGUCGCAUCCCAGGGCCCGCGAAGCCGAGCCGCCAGCAUGUGGAACGCGACGCCAAGCGAGGAGCCAGGGUCCAACCUCACCCUGCGGGACCUGGGCUGGGACGCUCCCCGCGACAACGACUCGCUGGCGGACGAGCUGCUGCCGCUCUUCCCCGCGCCGCUGCUGGCCGGGGUCACCGCCACCUGUGUGGCGCUCUUCGUGGUGGGCGUCGCGGGCAACCUGCUCACCAUGCUGGUGGUAUCGCGCUUCCGCGAGCUGCGGACCACCACCAACCUCUACCUGUCCAGCAUGGCCUUCUCCGACCUACUCAUCUUCCUCUGCAUGCCCCUCGACCUCGUGCGCCUCUGGCAGUACCGGCCCUGGAACUUCGGCGACCUGAUCUGCAAACUCUUCCAGUUCGUCAGCGAAAGCUGCACCUACGCCACGGUGCUCACCAUCACCGCGCUGAGCGUCGAGCGCUACUUCGCCAUCUGCUUCCCGCUGCGGGCCAAGGUGGUAGUCACCAAGGGCCGCGUGAAGCUGGUCAUCCUGGUCAUCUGGGCCGUGGCCUUCUGCAGCGCCGGGCCCAUCUUCGUGCUGGUGGGAGUGGAGCACGAGAACGGCACCGACCCUUGGGACACCAACGAAUGCCGGGCCACCGAGUUCGCCGUGCGCUCCGGACUGCUCACCGUCAUGGUGUGGGUGUCCAGCGUCUUCUUCUUCCUGCCUGUCUUCUGCCUCACUGUGCUCUACAGCCUCAUCGGCAGGAAGCUGUGGCGGAGGAGGCGCGGCGAGGCGGCGGCGGGCGCCUCCAUCAGGGACCAGAACCACAAGCAAACCGUGAAAAUGCUGGCUGUCGUGGUGUUCGCUUUCAUCCUCUGCUGGCUGCCUUUCCACAUAGGGCGAUAUUUAUUUUCCAAAUCCUUCGAGCCUGGCUCGCUGGAGAUUGCUCAGAUCAGCCAAUACUGCAACCUGGUAUCCUUUGUCCUCUUCUACCUCAGUGCUGCCAUCAACCCCAUUCUGUACAACAUUAUGUCCAAGAAGUACCGGGUGGCGGUGUUCAAGCUUCUGGGAUUUGAACCCUUCUCCCCAAGGAAGCUCUCCACUCUGAAGGAUGAAAGUUCUCGGGCUUGGACAGAAUCUAGUAUUAAUACAUGACCAAGCACCUUGCUGAGCAAAGUCAUUGCUUAUUCCAAAGCGGAAGCCAUAGCACAACAGAACUUGGGAGAAAGUUGAAGGUUAAUUUUGGAAUUAGAGACACAUAGAUCUGGAAAUAACUGGAGGGAAAGAAAGGCUAGAAUCUGUAGUGUGCCAGCAGUUUGAUUGGAUUGCACACUCAUCAGUGCUCUCAUACACCAUUUCUGCAUUAUUCACUGCCUAUGAUUUCACGUUCUGCUGGUGGUGCUAGCAAGGGCUUUGCAAUUUGGACAAGGGAAUGGGUGCAGAGAGGGCAAUUAGGGCACUUCUUACUGGGUAAACACUAAACCUGAUUUACUUUUUCAUAAUGGUAAAAAAUUUAAAACAUGACCUUUAAAUACUAGCAGUUUUCAUAUAGCUCUAGAUCAGUGCUAUCCAAGAGAAAUAUAAUGCAAGGUACUUAAGGAGUUAAUGCAAAAAUUAUAAAUUAGAAUGCAAA